This is a messenger RNA of Porites evermanni, 2659 nucleotides long. The record is from the annotation of a GenBank genome assembly. NCBI's taxonomy places the organism in Eukaryota, Metazoa, Cnidaria, Anthozoa, Scleractinia, Poritidae.
AUGUGCUUUUUUCGCGCUUUGGCGCUCCACAACGGUUGUCACCCAAAGAAUCUAGAGCGGGAUGCACAGCAUUACUGUGAGCGAUAUAAAGAAUCUUUUCCUGAGAAAAAGAAAUUUUGUGGUGUGAAGCUGAAAGAACUGAUCGACCUAGAACACCUCUACGAAGUGAACAUUUUUGUCUAUUCCCUCGAACCCACUAAACCCGAUGGAGAGGAGGGGGAAGAAGACAUGGAAAAAGAGGAAGAGGAUUUCGCUCCUGAGAUCGCUGCGCAGUUAAUUCACCGCUCCCUUUGCCACUACCCAAGUACGCUGUACCUCAACCUGUACCAGAAUCACUUUUCCUAUAUUAAAGAUUUAAAGAAGUAUGCCAAGUCCUACAGCUGCUCGCGAUGUGGAACAUUGUGGAAACAUGUUGGCAAGUUAAAUCGUCAUGAGCGAACCUGUGAAGCAAAGGUGCAUUAUCAGUUUCCAGGAGGUGCUUACAAUACUCCACCAACCAUCUUUCAGUUGCUAGAAGACGAAGGGUUGACUGUUCCUGAGCAUCUCAAGUUCUUCCCCUACAGAGCUACCUUUGAUUUUGAGUGUAUGUUUACAGCUGAGACAGACCUUGACGAUACAGAGAAACUGACUUGGGACGCUAAACAUAUACCCCUCAGCGUGAGUGUCUGUUCCAAUGUUCCAGACUACGACCAACCCAAGUGCUUUGUGUCAAAUGGGGACUCUAAACAACUCGUCAAAGAGAUGUUAGAACACCUCGUAAAAAUAAGUGAAAAGAGUUAUGACCUGUUAAGGAAAACGUUUAACUUUCUUUUUGAAGCCAUCGACCAAAAGCUGGAAGACCUAGAGCAAAAAAACAGAAGCUGGUGACCCUUCAAAAACUAACACAGUAGAAAACCUCACCCAGGAAGAUAGCGAUGAUGAAGGAGAAGAUCUCAUGGACACAGAUGACGAAGAAGAAGACAUCGAGCCUGAAACCGAAGAAGAUCGUGUCUUUAUUGACGAUGACGUAGAAGAACAAGGUGCCUCGUUUUACAGGGCCUUAGAUCGCGAAAACGAGGAUCAGAGUGAGAAUGAUCAAGAGUGUGCGUAUGAGAGACCAGAGGACAACAGCCCAGAACCUAAGAAGAAAAAAGUGCACCCUUUAAAGAAACUGAGAGAUCGUUUCCAAGAAUAUCUACAAGAACUUCCUGUCCUGGGCUUCAAUUCUGGUAAAUAUGACUUGAAUGCCGUCAAAGAAUUUCUGUUUCCUGUCCUGGUCCAGAAUGAAGGCGUUCAGUUUACUAUCAAGCGUAACCACAAUUUCAUGUGCCUAAAGACCCCACAUCUUCGCUUCCUCGACGUCACCAACUUUCUUGCUCCCGGUUUCAGCUACGACAAGUUUCGGAAGGCCUACGAGUGUCCUCAAACCAAGGGGUUCUUUCCUUAUCAAUGGCUGGAUUCUCUUGAGAAAUUAGAACACUCCUCCCUUCCACCUCACGAAGCGUUCUUUUCUACGUUAAAAAACAAGAACAUUUCUGACGAAGACUACCAGUACUGCCGACAAGUCUGGUCGAACGAUAAUAUGCAGACCUUUCGAGAAUUUCUCAUCUGGUACAACAACCUAGAUGUCCAACCCUUCUGCGAGGCCCUGGAAAAAAUGUGCGCCUUCUGGAAAGAUAAAAAGAUCGACAUGUUAAGACAAGGUAUUUCUAUUCCCGGUGUUACCUUGACGUACCUCUUUACCACCCUGGAAUCUGGCAUCUUCUUCUCUCUGUUUGACGAAAAAAACAAAGAUCUGUACUAUCUCUUUAAGAAAAAUAUGGUGGGUGGCCCUAGUAUAAUAUUUCAUCGAUAUCAUGAGGCGGGAAAAACCAAAAUCAGAGAAGAAAUAGAGGAUCAAGGAAAACAAGCAAAAACCUGUCAAAAAAUUGUUGGAUACGAUGCCAAUGCUUUAUAUCUAUGGGCCAUCAUGCAAGACAUGCCCACCGGAUCAUUUACAAGACGCCGAGAGGAAACUGGCUUCAAGAGAGAAAGUUCUUCCAGGAUGGCAACCGAGUGGUUAGAGUGGAAGGCACAUGAAGGAGGAAUUUUUAUACGCCGCCAAAUGAACAAUACAGAAAAACGCAUUGGUGAAAGAAGAAUACCAGUGGAUGGUUUUCACGGUCCUUCGCAAACAGUCUUUCAGUUCCAUGGCUGCUGGUGGCAUGGGCAUAUCUGUCAUCUUACUAAAGGAAUAGAAACGAACGAAAAGAGAAAAAGACCAACGGCGGAGUUACGAGAAGAAACCAAAGAAACCUCCAAGUACAUCAAGGAUCAGGGGUACCAUCUUGUGGAAAUCUACGAGUGCCAGUGGCGUCGAAUUAAGAAAAGCAACUCACAAGUUCAGAAGUUUCUCAACUCCAAGUUUAACCGCCCUCUUGAUCAUCACAAGACUCUGACACAAGACCAGAUCUUAAGCGCAAUAAGAAGCGAGUCCCUCUUUGGAGUGGUCGAGUGUGACGUUAGAGUACCUGAUGCACUAAAACCCAAGUUUGCAGAAAUGUGCCCCAUUUUCAAAAACAUAGAAAUUUCAAGAGAAGAUAUUGGUCAGCACAUGCAAACCUUUGCUGAGGAAGAGAACAUCAUGACACAACCUCGACGAAGUCUCGUUGGUAGCUAUUUUGGCUUCCCCACUCAUUAA